AUGGCUGCCGAGAACUUCAGGCAUGAUCCCGCAAUUGACCGCUUCAAUUCGAUGCGCGAGAAUGCAUACCUAAAUUUCCGCUGGACAAGGAAGACGGUGACCACCGCUGUCAUUGGUUUCAUCGUUGUCCCCGUCGCUAUUUACUAUGGCACCGUUGCCUCAACAAACCGCUGGAAUUGGAAUGGCAAGCGCAAGGGAGAGCCCUUGGCAAUCAAGCCUUAA
This is a messenger RNA of Coprinopsis cinerea okayama7#130, 222 nucleotides long. RefSeq lists its product as hypothetical. The record is from RefSeq and is a predicted model, not a curated record. Gene Ontology annotation, cellular component: mitochondrion. NCBI's taxonomy places the organism in Eukaryota, Fungi, Basidiomycota, Agaricomycetes, Agaricales, Psathyrellaceae. Bases 1 to 222 code for a protein of 73 amino acids. The transcript has 5 exons.